AUCUGAAUCCACAUUUUCUGAAGGAUUUUCUCUCUCUAGUCUCUCUCUCUCUCUCGCUCUAUAUUAUCCACAAUCUCAAUUCGAUUUGGCCUCACCUUAAAACUACCAGAUUUUUGUUGAUUGGAUCAUUGGAGAGCGAAAGGGAGGGAUGGAAAUUAAGUAAUAUAUUUUAAUUUUCUGAAGGAUUUUGAUUUUUGUGAGGCAGAGAACGCAGAACAGAGUAUCCGUACAAGCAAGGAAACCAUUUGGUUGUCUAUCUGAAACACUUGAGCACUGGCAGCACUUCAAAUUCAAUGGCUCUUCUUCAGCUCAUUCCCUCUUCUUCGUGUUCUUCUUCUUCUUCUUCUUCUUCUUCUUCGUCUCUAUCCCAUAAACCCAUUUUAAACCCCAAUACCAUUUCCUCUACCUUAAGCUCCAGCCCUAGAUUCUUUUCUCCGGCUGUAGCCCUGCGCCACCGCCGCCAUAAGUUCAAUACGCUCAAGUGUUCUGCUUCGUCUUUCCCGGAAAAGCAUCACACUGGCUCUCCGAAAUCUGAUGAUGUCGUCGAGCUUCCGCUAUUUCCUCUUCCUCUUGUUCUCUUCCCUGGAGCUAUUCUUCCUUUGCAGAUCUUUGAGUUUCGCUACCGGAUGAUGAUGCACACUCUGCUCCAAACCGAUCUUCGAUUCGGAGUUAUUUAUACGGAUGCCGUUUCUGGAACGACGGAUGUUGGAUGCGUUGGUGAGGUUGUCAAACAUGAGCGACUCGUUGACGAUCGAUUCUUCCUUAUCUGUAAGGGGCAAGAGCGGUUCAGAGUUACUAAUCUUGUUCGGACCAAACCGUACCUCGUCGCCGAAGUUACGUGGCUCGAGGACCGCCCGUCCGGCAGUGGAGAAGAGGAUUUGGAUGCCUUGGCGAACGAGGUGGAAUCGUAUAUGAAGGAUGUGAUUCGAUUGUCGAACCGGCUGAGUGGGAAGCCGGAGAAAGAGGUUCAGGAUUUGAGAAGGAAUUUAUUCCCAACUCCUUUCUCGUUCUUCGUCGGAAGUACUUUCGAAGGUGCGCCGAGAGAGCAGCAGGCGUUGCUCGAAUUGGAGGAUACGGCGGCGAGGUUGAAAAGGGAGAAGGAGACAUUGAGAAACACUCUUAAUUACUUGACUGCCGCUUCUGCUGUCAAGGAUGUGUUCCCGUCCAACAGUUAAAAAGCAAGUCUCUGAGAAAUGUCUGUGGAAACUGGAACGAGAUGAAGCUAUAUUGUUGAAGUAGAAGGAAGCAAGUUGAAGGUCUAUGGCUCUCAAAGCUAAACAUCUCAAAAUCUUCCCACUAAGAUCAGAUUCAGAUGUUAUUCUUUGACUGUAUGGAAGGAUUUAUUAUGCUUGGGAUACCUAAAUUAGCCUUCUUUUGUUGGGUAAUGUCAGGGUGGAGUGAAAUAUUGCUUUGUGUUGGAAUGUUGGAUGGUCAAAUUUCUUGUAUGGUCUGUUUUGUGAUGAUGGGGGUAUUGUUCUAUUAGUUUAUUUACAUAGCAAACAUAUUUUUUCAAGCAAGUUCAUAAAGAACUUGAAUUUGGCAUUUGAUUGAAGUAUAUUCUUAUUUAUGGAGGUCAAGAACAGGGAUGAGUCUGUUUGGUUUGGUAGCUGAAUGUCUGAAUGUCUAUUGUUUUCUUCAUCGUGUGGUCUGUUGUGUUCAUUUUUGGUUAUGACCAAAUAUGAAGCUUCAAGCAAGAAAACAUCAACCAAGAGUUGAUAAUUUAUCAUGUUUCUAUCAGAUCAAAAUUUAUCCGUUUCUAGUUUCAUCACUGUUUUGUGUCCAGCUUUGCUUGAGUUCUUGAUGCUUGGAGUUUCAGAUUUUAUUCUCGUUUAACUGUAUUCUGGUAUUAAAGAUCCUACAAGGUGAGCCAUAAAAAUGCACUGAGAUGUGAAUAAUUAGCAUUUCUCUAUAAUGGGGGGACCUGGGACCCUGUAAAUGAGCUCACUUGGGCAAGCCAGGCGUCAGUUCUAAGUUGUGGAAAACUCUGCCUCUCCCUCUUUUCAAGUUCUUGCUUAAGUUGAACAAUGUCUGAAAUUCUUGUA
Molecule: messenger RNA, 2042 nt
Organism: Cucurbita pepo subsp. pepo (vegetable marrow)
Lineage: Eukaryota; Viridiplantae; Streptophyta; Magnoliopsida; Cucurbitales; Cucurbitaceae
Source: RefSeq, a predicted model, not a curated record